CAGCUUGCUUCCCUGCACAGAGCUCUACAUAUGUAGCGUGGAUUAGGGUUUGAGCUGUCCAGAAAAACUUUAGGAAUGCAAAUGAUUUUCUCCAAGUUGCAAAGAGCGCCCUGUGCUUUCAUUCUGGCCCUGGAAUCAUCCACUUGAAAUCCAUCCUGCGGCUCUCCUGUCCCUCUGCUCGUGCAAGUUGAAUCGCUGCAUUUGAAAGCUUGCAACGACGCCAGAUUGGAUACGUGCCAGGGGGCAGUGGCUAAGAAGGUUCAGGGCAAUGCUGUGAUGGGUCCUAAAAGGUGGCAUGGCCUGCUGAUAUCCUGUAGAUAAUAGCGACGGCAGCAUGACAUCAGCAGCUCGGGCGCCAGGAGCGGGCACCGGUCAGAGCACUCUCACCCUUCUGAUGCAGAAGAAGGAGAAGCUGGAAGAUGAGCUGCGAGGGGUGGAGAAGCAGGUGUAUGACCUGGAGACUACCUACCUUGAUACUUCAAGCUCGACCGGCAACGUACUCAAGGGGUUUGAUGGCUUCCUGUCAAACUCCAAAUCGGUCAGCAAGCGGUCAAGGGGCUUCAAAGUGGAGGACCGGUUGUUCUCGCUGUCGUCAAUAACUUCUCCCGCAGUACAAGAGCUUGAGGCCGCAAGAGAAGAGAGUAAGCUCGAGCAGAUAGAAAAGGGGCAGCGACCGAAAGGCUUAUUGCCGGGGAGUGGAACUGCCAAGGGCCGAAAACCGGGCCCCAAACCGGGGACGCACCACAACAAGCGUCCGAAGCACCAGAUGUCCGCGCCCUCGCCGCAGCUGUCCGAAAGCGGGCCGCCGAUCCCGUACGACGAGAACGACGUCGAGACGUACCUCCAAUGAAGCCGCCUUGAAGGACGCAAUGGUCAUUUUUGUCGAGGAAUUCUAGAAGGCCUGCUUCGGGCCGAGAGGCUAGUUGUUUGCAGUCCAGGCCAUGUUCAGAUUGUCUCGGUAACACUGAUCGCAAGGAUGAUUACAAUGUGGUCUGGUAUUCAACCAGCACUCCGGUAUCAAAAAAUGGGGAGUGUCUCGGCUUUUGAUUUGAUGUAAGAUCUUUAGUAGAAUUCAUCAAAGUGGAGACGCCAUGGCCGUCAUUAUGAAGCCUCGGCUUCCCA
Molecule: messenger RNA, 1122 nt
Organism: Klebsormidium nitens
Lineage: Eukaryota; Viridiplantae; Streptophyta; Klebsormidiophyceae; Klebsormidiales; Klebsormidiaceae
Source: the annotation of a GenBank genome assembly